AUGUCGCAGGAAUUUGAGGGACCAGUAAAACAAGAAGAGUCUAACAUCCAGGAUACUUCUCAAAUAAGCAAAUGUACUAAUCCAGAAAUACCAGACAUUUCAAACUCUGUUGGCGCUAAGGGAAAACAUAAAGAUUUGAUGAUUGAAUCGAAUUUUGAGCCGGAAACUCAAUCAAUGAUAGAUGAAUUGGAAAAGCAUGUUGAUGAACUCGAUCAAAUCAACAAACUUGAUUUUCCUCACGAAGUGUUAAUUAAGUUGGACACACCAGUUUCUGAAGGGGAACAGAACGAAGCUAAUUAUCUCUCGGAUGCUACGUCAGAUUAUACUUCGGGCGAUGAAAAUGUGCUGACAGAGGAGCCCGAAUCGAUACCCACAAUUGAAAAUGUGAAGUCGCACGAGAAACGAGAAAGCAUUGAUGAUUUUGAAAAGGCGUGGCGUGAUUUUGAUUGGUCUUGUGCGCAACUUUCGCCCAAACGAACGGAUUCGAAUCGAGUAUACUCAAAUAGCUGUACGAUUAACAAUCUAAGUCACUUUAAAAGUUUUAGCCCUAGGAAAAUUCUGAGUUAUAAUUCUAGAAGAACUUUCAAUCUCCAAGAUAGCGUAAUUUCUAAUAAGGAUUCAAAGAUUAAAUCGGAAAAUGUUGAAGAACAAAUCCAGAAACAAAGCAAAUUUGUUGCAGCAGAGAAAUCAAAUCAACUAAAAGAAAUCACGACAUUAAACGUUGUCACCACCACACUAAGCACUAACGAACAAACUGUCCAAGAAUACAAAGGACAAAUUUCUGUCGAGAGGAGGUCUGAAGGCAGUUCCGACUCAUUACUAUCUAGUGACAUUCUUCCAGAUAUGAUGCUAGUUCGAAUUAAAUCAGUGGAAUUUAAUUCAUCUCAGAAGAUAAAUCCCAAAGCCAAAACAUCGUUUCGUCUUGUAAUUCAUUCGGUGACACACCAUACGAAGCCGAGUAUAUCGAUUGAAGAAAAACUAAGAAAGAUGUUUCUUUUCCCGUUCGAUUAUCAUUCAUAUGUAUUUGAUGCACUGAAGUUUGACGUUUAUGAUCACGGAUCUUUUCUUAAUACCAAGAAAAGACUUGGUCGAUCAAUUGUUCGUUUGAGAAAUUUAAAGGAGGCUAUUUUAAACAAGAAGGAGUUUGAGGGAACAUUUCCCCUGGAAACCGUGGAGUUUCCGAAUUCCCACGAAGUUGGCACCAUUUUGUUAAACAUCAAAUUCCAUUAUCCUGACGAUCCUCCCUUAACGCCGCCCACACCGUCUCAACCAUCAAUUGUACGUUCGAAAUCCGAUUCCGUCGUUACCAAACAAAGAUCUAUCAGUGAUGUUUCGAUUAAAAUUAGUGAUGCCGAUGAAUCAGAACUCGAUAAUAUCAUACUCCCCGAAAACAAACCACUUGGCAUACUUGACAUGGUUCUAAGCCAAGAAACCAGGGAUGCAAUCAAAGAAAUUACCGUUCUUUAUCACGCAUUCUUUGACCACGGUUGGAGACUGACAAAAUUGGAAUUUUUAAAAGCAUAUAUGUUACUCGAGAAAUAUUACACUCAAAAGCCAAAUCCGGUGACAGGAAACCUAUUUCACAAUUCGGAAAAAAUAAAGGUGGCUCAAUACUAUUUAAAGUAUUCGAUGGCAUCGUAUGGUUCCUUUCUGUUCAAUUUCUUUGGAUACGGGCAUAAUAUGGCACCACUGAAUGCAUUUAGGAUGAAUUCUGACCGUAAAGCAGUUCAGGAUUUCUUCGGUCUUGACAAGGGAGACAUUAUUUGUUGGGAAUAUGGUCAGAGGACUGUGUCCGUACCGAAUUAUAUGAUUGUUCGUGAUCCGGAGACCAAUUCGAUUGUUAUAUCAAUUAGGGGAACCAUGAAUAUCACUGACGCUAUAACCGAUGUUUUGACUCACUACGAACCGUGGAAUGGAGGGGUUGUUCAUCGUGGAAUAUUACGCAGCGCUCAAUAUUUGGUGAAUCAUUCGCUGGCGGAUAUUCGAUCUGCAGUGGCGAAGUUCAAAUCCAAUGCUAUACAAGUAGUGGGUCAUUCAUUGGGAGCAUCCAUUUCAUCGAUAGUAACCAUACUUUUACGCGAACAAUGUAAAGAUUUGCUUGCACGUGGAGUUGAUAUUCACGCAUGGAACUUUGCAACAGCUCCUUGUUGCUCACUAGAUUUAUCAUGUGAUCCGGAGUCAGUAAAAUGCAUUGAUAAUUUCAUAAACGAGAACGAUAUAAUUCCACGAUUGAGUUACGGGAAUUUAAUGGAUUUUAAGGAAUUGGUGAAAUUUGCAGCUAGUGAAUUGAAAAAUGAGAUUUACAAAAAGCUUAAUUCCAGGGAUAAGCUUACAAAGAUAAUUGCUGCUAUUGACGAUUACCGUACUUCAUUAAAGCUUAAUUCAUCGGAACAAAAACUUUACAUACCCGGAAAUAUAUAUUACCUUUACAAGGGAUUCCAUCGAUUUUAUACUAAAGACAUUGUGUGUGAAGUAUCAAGACCAGAUCUAUUCACAGACGUUAGCUUGAGAAGGAAUUGGUUGUUUCAUCAUUUUCCGGAUCGAUAUGACAAGAAAUUUAAAGGCGUCCUGAAAUAUUUGGCUAAAAAAAUGAAUGAUCAGGAGCUUGAUAGAGAGAAAAGGUUUAGGAGAAAAUGGAAGAAAAUAGAAGAUAUCGAGUCGGUCGGAGAGGAAGGAGGAAGGGCCGAACGAUGGAUUUCUAGAAGCGGACACAUUUAG
Molecule: messenger RNA, 2718 nt
Organism: Acaulospora morrowiae
Lineage: Eukaryota; Fungi; Glomeromycota; Glomeromycetes; Diversisporales; Acaulosporaceae
Source: the annotation of a GenBank genome assembly